GUCCCCUUGGACGCGACCCACCCCACCCAGUCCCUCCUCCCUCGUCCCCGUCCCGCCCCCUUCACUUCAUUCGUCGUUUCCUCCCACACUCUCUCUUCUCCACCACUCAGAACCCCCGCCGUCGCGGCUGUCUGGUCCAACCGGUAUCGUUCGCGCGCUUUUCGGUUAACUACCCGGUUCACUUUGUACCCGUCGAUCCUUGACCCGCUCCACCUCCCCUCCCUGUGUGGCACACCAUGUAUACUACUCAACAUCCCGUUUCCGCCCCGAUGAACGGCAUGGGUUCCGAUCUGAUUGAUGGUUCUGGCACUAUCAACCCUGCUGCUUUGAACACUCCUGUCCCUGUUUCGCAGUCUUCUCUUGCCGCGCCUUCCGCGACUACCACCUCCAAUGUCAACUCCAGCGCAAGCCCAAGAGGCACGAAACGAAGUAGACCAACAGAACAGUAUGGCGAUCAGCCUGCGGAAGGUGAAAUAGAGGAAGUCCCGGAUGAUCAUGGCCGUCGCAAAAGAGGUCGACCGCCCAAGACGCCCAAAGUCUCGUCCGCCACAAACCCGGCUGCUACACCUGCAUCGCAAAGGCCAAAAUCGUCCCCCGCUCAGACACAGAUUUCUCAUCUCCCUCCUCAGCCUAUCCCACAACAUGCCACGGCCACCGCACAGACGUCUACGCCAGCUAAAACCACACUCACCAAGUCACUAGUCAAGGCCCUACCUACCGUUAGAGACCAUACCACGGACCAGUUGGGGGAAGAAGGAGAUGAAUAUAUACCCAAAGAAUUCGACGAGAAUGGUGAAAAGAAAGUCGACGCGCUGGGUUACCCACAGGACAAACGCAAGUAUAAAUGCAGGACCUUCUGUGUGCCGAACCGCGGAAAGAAACUCUUCAUGCUGGCCACGGAAUGCGCUAGAGUGCUGGGAUAUCGAGAUUCUUAUCUUCUCUUCAACAAGAAUAGAUCACUCUAUAAAAUUAUUGCAAGCCAAGCAGAGAAGGAUUCCUUGAUUCAGCAGGACAUUUUGCCGUACUCGUAUCGUUCUCGACAGAUCGCGAUUGUGACAGCGAAAUCUAUGUUCCGUCAAUUCGGCAGCAGAGUCAUUCUUGAGGGACGGCGGGUUCGAGAUGAUUAUUGGGAGAGCAAGGCCCGAAAGCAAGGUUUUACUGAAGAGGAUCUGGCCGGCGAGAAACGACCAGGGGCUGCGAAGGCCAGAGAUGCGGCCGCUGCAGAGGCCGCAAAUGCGGGACUGAUACCAAAUUUGGGCCAGAGCGAUAUUAUAUAUAGCAACGGCCCUCAUAUUGACGGCAUCCCACCCGACAUGCCUCCGCAUCCAGCGAGUCUAACGCCUCUGCCCAUGAUUCAUUUGGCCCCAGCAGAUGAUCCUCGACUGAGAGAGUUCAACUCCAUACCUCGACCGAGACAGGAACCCACAGGGCAACCAUUCCACGACCGUACCCAACCUAGCAGUGGUGCAGAAAUAAUGAACCAUGCAUCUCAUACUGCCGACUUUAGCAAGAUUUUAAAUCAGCAACGUGGAUAUCGUGCGAAAGGACUUGACGAACACUGGAAUAAGAAGCGCGAUACCCCUCUGUCCAGUCAAUCGCCAGCUGGUCAAGUCGAGCACCCCCCAGGGGGCCAUCAGUCGCUCCAAUCGCCACAACUGACAUCUGGUAUGAUUAAUGCCAACCAACACCCAACCGUUUUGCCGCAUACGCAAAUGAUGACCCCUCAACAAUCCUAUUCUCAGCCUUCCCAUCAACAAAUGUCCAUACCCCAAUCUCCGCUGCGAGGAAUGCCGCAGGGAAUGCGCCCUGAUCAGCCUCAGCAUCGCUCAUCUAGCAUCUCCCUUGCUUCUCCCGGCUCAAGUCAAACCUCGCAGUAUCCUUACCCUCAAAAUCCACAACUUUGGGGUCAGCCACCUCCGCAACCACAGCCAUCCCCCCUGUCCGCGUCCCACUCGAUUGGAGUGUCACAAUACGCUCCACAGAUGCACCCGCAACAACAGCAAUCCCCUUCGCCGCAUCUACACAACACGCAACCACUCCGCCAUUCCCAGUCUCCGCGCCACCAACACCGUGCUCCACCUUCUCAGCUUCACGCACAGACACCAUCCCAACAGCAGCAGCAGCAACAACAGCAACAACAACAGCAGCAUCAGCAGCAUCAGCAGCAGCAGCAUCAGCAACAACAGAAUCUUGCCGCUAUGGGUUACCCGGGUGUCUCAGCAGCUGCAUACUCUAACAUGGCAGCCACGCGCGCCAUGUACCCAUCCUCCCAAGGCCCUGCCGGCUCGCAGCAGUAUAUGUCCGGACCGCAAUCAGCAAUGGGUAUGGGCAUGGGUACCAGUGCUUCCAUGCCGGGGUGGCCUAGCACCACGGCUGGAGGGUCGAUGCAACCUGGUGGACAGCCACAGCCGGGCUCAGGACCUGGUGGCUGGCCAUCGUCAUUUUGAAGAAGCUGUGAAGUGAUGGAUUGGGUAGGAAAUUUGUUUUUAUGUGAAACUCAAAAAGAAACGAUAGCUUGCCGGAACUUGCAUUUGUUUCUCACUAUAAUUUGUUCACUUCACUACUCAUACCUGGUUUUUGCUUUUCUUUCCUUUUUCUUCCCCAUCUUGACUCUUUCGUUGAUGGCUGUUUUGUUUUAUUUAUUUUUAUGACUCCAUAUUCUCCCUGUUUUAUUUAUUUGAAACUCGCUUUUUCCCUUUUCGAGUCUGGGUUUUAAAAAUUGAUACCUCUAAUGCAAUAAUUUGUUCCUGAACAUAUAGAUGUAAUCACUAACCUAUUCUUUUUCUUUAUACACAACUGUUGACACUGCUUCUCACUUCUCUUCUACAAUUGUUUCUAUGUAUCUAUUCAACAUUUCCUUUCUUCAUUGCUACUUAUACUGUUGGUUCUUUUCACUCAUCAUAUCUUCAUUUCUCUUUUCUCUUGUUUCCCCCUUGAAAAAACAUAUUCAUCUUCACUUUUCUCAUCAUGUAUUCAUUUCCAUCAAUUCAUUCAUCUCUCAAUUUGGUAAAGCUUUUCCUUUCUUCUUUGUCUCUUUUUCUACUUUUCUUUUGAGUCACGCACACAUCCUCCCCCUUUUUCUCCCUCUUUUCCCCACCUCUGUUUUCUUUCUUCUUCAUUGCCUAUAGCAAAAUGUACAAGGUUUGUCUGUUACUUCUUGUCUCAUCAUUGUCAAAGUCAUUUCUUCUUUAUUACAUUUUUAUUUACUGCUUACUCUUUUCCACUCAUUAUCACAUUCUGUUCCUGCAACCUACUUUAUCUUAUUACUUUUUAACUUAGUAUUAGUGUUAUUACUUAAGUUCUUUUCUCUUCUCCUUUCUCUUCUUUUUCUUCUACUAUAUACAUUUUUACUCUUGUGUUAAUUAUAUUUUAAUUCAUUCUUCUUUAUAUAGCUAUGUUCUGUUCUGUCAUCUGGAAUUUUUUCAUGAUAUAAUUUGUAUUAAUUGUAUCUAGUUUUUGUCUUACAUUUAUGGUUUUCUUUUCUCAUGUCUGUGCUUUAACUUUUCAUGUAUUCAUUCAUUCUAGUUUUUUUUUGUGUUUUUGAUGAUGGCUUUUUUCCCUUCUCUUUUUACUCUUCAAUAAAACAAAAAUGUGUUUCAGCUAGCUUGAUGCAUUUAUUGAUUGAAUCACUGAACUGAGUUUGAACUGAACCUUUUACUCUAUCAAAAUGUUGCCAGAAGAAGCAAAGAAUAAAAUAAUAUUUUAUUUCUAUUAUAUACAAUGUGCCCGGUAGUAAGUGACAUAUGCUAUUUAUAUUAAUAGAAUUGAGUAAUGCUGUAUUAUAAAGGUGUAUAGAUAUGAAGAAUUAAACAGCAAUAUUAUAUUCCGGGCGUAUACGCUGGUUGUAGAGAAGCAGUAGGAAGAUAGAUAGAUAUUGUAGACGUUUAUCAUAGAGUAG
Molecule: messenger RNA, 3898 nt
Organism: Blastomyces dermatitidis ER-3
Lineage: Eukaryota; Fungi; Ascomycota; Eurotiomycetes; Onygenales; Ajellomycetaceae
Product: nuclear localization protein
Exons: 3
Coding region: 237-2447 (736 amino acids)
Source: RefSeq, a predicted model, not a curated record